This is a messenger RNA of Oryza brachyantha (malo sina), 1214 nucleotides long. Its product is annotated as gibberellin 2-beta-dioxygenase 5-like. The record is from RefSeq and is a predicted model, not a curated record. The transcript has 2 exons. Gene Ontology annotation, molecular function: dioxygenase activity. NCBI's taxonomy places the organism in Eukaryota, Viridiplantae, Streptophyta, Magnoliopsida, Poales, Poaceae. The coding region runs from base 195 to 1214 and encodes 339 amino acids.
GAUUGAUGAGAUUAUAUCGAUGAUCUAGCUAGUCCGGCCGUAUAUGAGAUGCUAACUAGUACAGUAUAGCAUAGUCUUCCAGUGUAUGUAUGUAUAUGUAUAUAGUAUAUACCUGCAGGAUAGCGAACAGCUAGAUCGAUCUACACCCCGCCCGGCCGGCCGGCCGUCCAGCUGCAGCUACCCAGGCGGAGCUAAUGGAAGACGACCACUCCAACCCGCCAUUGAUGGCCACGUACAAGCACCUCUUCGUCGACGCUCGCCUGGACGCUGCCGUCGACGGCAACGAGUGCGACCUCCCUGUCAUCGACCUCGCACUCCUGAACGGCGACGGCGAGUCGGCGGAGCGGUGCCGCGAAGGCAUCGUACGCGCGGCGUCGGAGUGGGGCUUCUUCCAGGUCACCAACCACGGCGUGCCGCAGCCGCUCCUCCGCGAGCUGCACGCCGCGCAGGUGGCCGUGUUCCGGCGACCGUUCCAACAGAAGGUGAACAAGAGGCUGCUCGACUUCUCGCCGGAGAGCUACCGCUGGGGCACGCCGACGGCCAGGUGCCUUGAGCAGUUGUCGUGGUCGGAGGCCUAUCACAUCCCCAUGACGCCGGCACCCAGCGGCAACGACAAGCUGCAGCACGGGAGCAGCAGCUGCAGGGCGGUGAUCGAGGACGUGUCGACGGCGAUGUACAAGCUGGCGCAGAAGCUAGCGACGAUCCUGGCGAGAGGCAUGGGACUGGGGGUGGGAGUGGGAGGCGAGACGAUGCGGGAGGAGACGUGCUUCCUGCGGCUGAACCGGUACCCGCCGUGCGCCAUGGACAGCGGCGCCGCCUUCGGUCUGUGCCCGCACACGGACAGCGACUUCCUGACGAUCCUGCACCAGCAGGACACCAUCGGCGGCCUCCAGCUGCUCAUGGGCGGGCGGUGGGUCGCCGUGAAGCCGGACCCCAGCGCCCUCAUCGUCAACGUCGGCGACCUCCUGCAGGCGUGGAGCAACGACCUGUACAGGAGCGUGGAGCACAGGGUGAUGGCCAACGCCAGGGUGGAGCGUUUCUCCAUGGCCUUCUUCCUCUGCCCCUCCUACGACACGGUGAUCGGCAGCCGCGGCGGUGGCGGUGGCCUCUACCGGAGCUUCACCUUCGGCGAGUACAGGAAGCAGAUCACGGAGGACGUGAGGAGCAAUGGCCGGAAGUUUGGCCUGCAGCGCUUUCGCCUUCACUCCUCCUGA